AUGGCAUUCACAAGGCUACGAACCGUCUACAAGAGAAGGAAGGCGUCAGCUUCCCCCGAACAACACCCUCCACGGCCGCGGACGGCGCCAGCCACUACGAACGCCUCAACUUCGACGCCGUCGCUGCUGCCGCCGCUUCCCCCGCGAGACCCUGUCGACACCACGACGCUCCACUCGUCCCUCGCACCCGUUGGACAUGAGCCGCGCCACUACUCCUCGGCGUUGGCACUGGCGACGUCUGCUGGCAUUCAUGAAGAGGGAGACUCGUCGUCUUCGCCUUCUCCCGGCGGUGACCCUGGUGGCGGCGGCGGUAAUGGGGAUAGGGAAGAGCUCAUCCAGCACAUGCGCGACCAACUCAGUACGGCUAACUCGGUUAUCCGGUUCUUGCACGAGCACGUCGACGGGAUGCGCGAGGAUAGGGACAAGUAUCGCGAUCGCGUUGAGGAGCUGAAGAGCUUGGCUAAAUUGACGCUCGAUAUGCUUGAAGGAGCGCAUCAAAGGGAGUGGGAGGUUUGUCGUGAGGUGAGGAGGGUGAAGGAAACGGCCAUUACGUUUGCUACGGAGGAGGGUGGCUCUAGGGAGAGGGAAGGACCACAGCGGCAGAAGACGACGACAGGGCGGAGGAGAGACUCGUUGAUGAGGAAGAUCGGGCUUGGGGGUAAGAAAGAAGGAAGGGAGAGAGAGAAGGAGAAAGAGAGGACCGAGGUGAAGACCAAGCACGAUUCUGCGCGAGAGGAACCGUCGCCUGCGCAGAUGUUCGCUUUCCAUGGACACGCAUCACCAACUCUACCGCCUGAUGAGCCCGUCGUCCAGCACAUUGGUGUUGACCGCGGUGGUGCCGGUGUGGGCAGCAGCAGCAACGCUCGUCGCAAGAAGGGUCAUGUCAAGAGCCAUUCUUCAAGCCAUGCGCGCUUACGCGAUGACGGGGCGCUGACCAUCCCGGGUGAUGAGCUGGAGCGGCUCGUGCAGGCCAUGGAUCGGAACGUCAAUGCGCUGAGGGAGGAUAUCAAGAAGCUGGUCGACGAAGUCAAUACGCACAAGCACCAUCCAGUGUACACCAGCUUAACUGAUAUUCCUCCUCGAUUCGGCUGA
Lasiodiplodia theobromae is the source of this 1092-nucleotide messenger RNA. RefSeq lists its product as uncharacterized. The record is from RefSeq and is a predicted model, not a curated record. Bases 1 to 1092 code for a protein of 363 amino acids. Lineage: Eukaryota; Fungi; Ascomycota; Dothideomycetes; Botryosphaeriales; Botryosphaeriaceae. The transcript has a single exon.